Molecule: messenger RNA, 1487 nt
Organism: Balearica regulorum gibbericeps (East African grey crowned-crane)
Lineage: Eukaryota; Metazoa; Chordata; Aves; Gruiformes; Gruidae
Source: RefSeq, a predicted model, not a curated record
GGGAUCUACAAGUAUCUUGAGACGUGUUUUUCAGACUUUAAGCAGAGAGGCUUUGUUGUUGGAUAUGACACACGAGGUCAGGUGACCAGCAACUGCAGCAGUAAGAAACUUGCAAAGCUCACUGCAGCUGUCCUGCUGGCUAAAGAUGUACCUGUAUACUUCUUUUCCACGUAUGUCCCUACACCGUUCGUGCCCUAUGCUGUUCAGCAGCUCAAAGCUGUGGCUGGUGUGAUGAUCACAGCAUCCCACAACCGGAAGGAGGACAAUGGAUACAAGGUUUAUUGGGAAAAUGGAGCACAGAUCACCUCUCCUCACGAUAAGGAAAUUAUAAAAUGUAUAGAAGAGUGCGUUGAACCAUGGAAUGGCUCUUGGAAUGAGAAUCUGGUAGACACCAGUCCCCUUAGACAGGAUCCUCUGAAGAAAAUUUGUGACUGUUACAUGGAAGAUCUGAAAAAGAUCUGUUAUCAUAGGGAACUAAAUGUGCAAACAAAUCUGAAGUUUGUUCAUACCUCGUUUCAUGGAGUUGGACAUGACUACGUGCAGUUGGCUUUCAAAGCAUUUGGCUUUCAGCCCCCCAUUCCAGUUCCUGAACAAAAAGAUCCAGAUCCUGACUUCUCUACUGUCAAAUGCCCAAAUCCUGAAGAAGGAGAAUCUGUGCUGGAGUUGUCACUGAGGCUUGCAGAGAAAGAAAAUGCUAAAGUAGUAGUGGCCACUGAUCCAGAUGCAGACAGACUAGCCGUGGCAGAACAGCAGGAGAAUGGCUGCUGGAAGGUGUUCACUGGCAACGAGCUAGCAGCUUUGUUUGGGUGGUGGAUGUUUUCUUGCUGGAAGGAAAACUGCUCCGAAGAUGCUGAUGUGAAGAAUGUUUACAUGUUAGCGACCACAGUCUCCUCGAAAAUUUUGAGGGCAAUUGCACUUAAAGAGGGAUUUCACUUUGAAGAAACACUCCCUGGUUUUAAAUGGAUUGGAAGUAGAGUAAAAGAUCUCCUAGAUAAUGGAAAAGAAGUUCUCUUUGCAUUUGAAGAAUCUAUUGGCUUCAUGUGUGGCACAUCGGUGUUGGAUAAAGAUGGCGUAAGUGCAGCUGUGGUCAUAGCUGAAAUGGCAACCUAUUUGGAGGGCAAGAACCUAACACUAGCACAGAAACUCAUUGAGAUAUAUGAAACGUAUGGAUAUCACAUAUCAAAGACUUCCUAUUUCUUGUGCUAUGAUCCUCCUACUAUCAAAAGGAUAUUCGAGAAGCUUCGGAACUUCGAUGCACCUCAGUCUUAUCCAAAAUUUUGUGGCAUUUACAAUAUAUUACAUGUACGAGAUAUUACCACUGGCUAUGAUAGCAGCCAGCCGAAUAAGAAAUCGGUGCUGCCAGUGAGUAAAAGCAGUCAGAUGAUCACUUUUACAUUUCAAAAUGGUUGUGUUGCCACCCUUCGGACAAGUGGGACAGAACCAAAGAUCAAGUACUACGCAGAGAUGUGCGCGCUGCCCGAACAGAG